AUGGAGAUGAUCCAAGCUAAAAUUGUGGGAAUGAACGGAAACUAUAAUUCUGGCAGAAAUACUGUCACAAACUCACGGGCAAGUCAGCAGAACGUAUACGGCUGUCUCAGAUGUCUGAGGCAUGGGAUACCUCUCAACUACAGGAAUGAGAUCCUUCAGUUAUCAAAAUUAGCUGGACCCCUGCUAAUUUGUCAGCUUCUGACCUUUUUAGUACCCUUUGUCAGCACUGCAUUCUGUGGACAUUUGGGGAAGACUGAGCUGGCUGCGGUUUCUUUAGCCAUAGCUGUGAUCAAUGUUACUGGUAUUUCAGUUGGAUGUGGAUUAGCAUCAGUAUGUUAUACAUUAAUAUCCCAGACCUUUGGGAGCAGGAACUUAAAGAGAGUGGGGGUCAUUCUGCAGAGGGCUAUCCUCAUUUUACUUCUGGCUUGUUGCCCAUGCUGGGCUCUUCUUAUCAAUACAGAGUCCAUUGUCCUGGCUGUCAAGCAAACCCCAGAGGUGGCCAGGCUGUCCCAGAUGUAUGUGGAGAUCUUUAUGCCUGCAUUACCUGCCUCUUUUCUGUACCAGCUACAAGCAGGGUAUCUUCAAAGUCAGGGUAUACUAUGGCCCCAGAUAUUCACAGGAAUUGUGGGAAAUGUUCUGAAUGCACUGAUCAACUACAUCUUUCUGUUCGUUCUGGACCUUGGUAUAGUUGGUUCAGCUGCAGCCAAUGCCAUAACCCAGUACUGGCUGGCUUUGUUCCUGUUUGCCUACAUCCUCCACAAGGGUUUGCACAAGUCCACCUGGGCAGGCUGGUCUGUGGAAUGCCUGCAGGAAUGGGGAUCCUUUGUCAGCUUAGCCAUUCCCAGUAUGUUCAUGACAUGUCUGGAAUGGUGGUUAUUUGAGAUUGGCGGAUUCCUGGCAGGUCUGAUCAGCGAGGUGGAGCUGGGAUCACAGUCAACCGUUAAUGGGAUCGCUGGUAUAUCAUAUGUGUUUCCUUACGGCUUCGGUGUAGCUGCCAGCGUGAGAGUGGGGAAUGCUCUGGGAGCUGGAGAUGCAAAGCAGGCUCACCUGUCCAGCAAAGUCUGCAUAAUAUGUACAGUCGUGACCGGCUUUUGUGUGGCACUAACCAUUGGGAUAUCAAAGGAUGUGAUUAGCCUUGUCUUCACAAGUGACCAGCAGAUCAGGAGAAGGGUUGCAGAGGUUCUGGUUCUGUUUGCACCCUUCAACUUGUUUGACGCGACAGCAUGCGCGACUGGGGGCAUCUUGAAGGGGGCGGCAAAACAGAAGAUUGCUGCAGUUUGCAGUCUGGUGGGGUACUACUGUUUGGGGUAUCCAAUUGGAAUGUCCUUGAUGUUUGCAGCAAACCUUGGAAUCACCGGCUUGUGGACUGGACUUUUAAUUUGUGUUUUCCUCCAGACCUGUUUCUUUUUAACCAUCAUUCUCAAACUUGACUGGACGAAAGCUGCCAUUGAGGCCCGAGUCAGGGCAGGGGUACAGACGACAGAAGAGAGUGUUCAACCACAGGCCAUGGAGAUGCAGGGUGGCUGCCACGAAAUUACUCUGGACAACCAUGAAGAGGGGCACAACUCUGAACUGGAGGUGCUGCUUGAGAGAGACAGCGGGACCCUCACUACAGUGGGGGAGGUGCUGACUUUCAGGCAGCUGUGUCUGAGGCGGGGGCUAGCGCUAUGCUCCAUGCUGGUCCUCCUAGCUGCAGGAAUCCUCACCAACAUGCUGCUCCCUGCCGUCUUCACAUCAGGGCUAAAUGAGACCUCCACCGUACCACCCACAGUGGACAACCUGUGGACUCGCAAUACUAUGGACCAGACGGGCCAAGUAUGAUGCCAAGUGGAAUUUCAGGUGUUCUUCCAGGUGUUCCACAUUCAAGCUGGUGGUCUCAGCUGGCAUGACUCCCAGUGAACAGAGGAUGGCUGAUGCCAAUUUUUAAAAUAACUGACCUGACUUUGGACUGGGGAUUUUAACAGAAACACUAACAUCCACUUGA
Molecule: messenger RNA, 1984 nt
Organism: Conger conger (European conger)
Lineage: Eukaryota; Metazoa; Chordata; Actinopteri; Anguilliformes; Congridae
Product: multidrug and toxin extrusion protein 1-like
Exons: 17
Coding region: 1-1821 (606 amino acids)
Biological process (GO): xenobiotic detoxification by transmembrane export across the plasma membrane
Cellular component (GO): membrane
Molecular function (GO): xenobiotic transmembrane transporter activity; antiporter activity
Source: RefSeq, a predicted model, not a curated record